CAUUGACCGAUUUCUCGGUGAACUGGCAUCCCAAUGGCCGCCGACGAGACAACGCCACUGCUCCCAAAUGGGACUGGGACAGCGACAACGUCUGGGAAUAAUGUCGACACUAACAAUUCUCAACUAUCAUCACCAAACACCGAUAGCGAAAACACAACCAACAACCAUCACGACGUCAACAACAACAACACCAAAGCAAAAUGGACACUCAACCCCCUCACCCUCCUCACCCGCGUCCACGUCGAAACCCGCAUCCUCCUCGCCGCCUUCCUGAUAACCACCUCCUUCUCCUUCACCCAAGUCCCCAUCUUCUACGCCUUCCACCUCAUGGAAUGCGACGACUUCUACACCCACCACCCUCCCUACACCGGGCUCGGCGACCGCUGCAGCCGCAACGAGAUCGCGGCCGGCACCGCCACCGAUUUCUCUUUUCUCGCCAUGAGCACCACCAUCUGCGGCACCGUCAACCUCUUCUUCGCCGGCUGGCUCGUCAAGAAAAUCGGUCUCCGCUUGGCGCUGAUGGCGCAGGUUCUGGUCCCCGCCAUCCGCGUGCUGACGCAGAUCCUGGGUGUCCUGGCUGGAGGCAGGUCCGGGAUAGUGAUUUUUCAGGCUACGCAGUUGAUCACCGUCCUGGGCGGGCCGGUGGGGUAUAUCCUCAUCAUCAACAUCAUGGUCGGCGAGGUGGUUUCGCCAGCGAGACGGACGCCCGUCUUUGGCAUGUUGCAGGGCUGUUUUAUGCUGGGCCAGGCGGUCGGCUAUCUGACGGGCGGCAUGAUUGGGGAUGCGUGGGGGAUCCGGAGGCCGUUCGAGGUGGCGUUUGUUGCGUUUCUGGUUUCGACGGCGUAUGUGCAGUUGGCGCUGCCGUACGUCAGCCCGGAGAGCAUGGCGGGCGGCGGCAAGAAGGCCGGCGGGCCGAAGGCGGAGGGGGUGGCGGCGGGGUUUUUUGCGCCGUUGAGGGUGUUGGCGCCGCAGAGGGUGCGGCUGAGGAGUGGGAAGGUGAUCAAGCAUCUGGGUGUGCUGGUUCUGUGCACGGGUGUGUUUUUGGGUGUGCUCGCAACCGACUUUGCGGCUAUGCUUAUCCAGAUGUACGCCACUGCCGUUUUCGAGUUCCGCCAAAGCGACAACGGCUGGCUCAUGUCCGAGUUUGCGCUCAUGCGCGCUGUCUUCUUGAUCGUCCUCUUCCCGCGCAUCAUCUCCUCCGGUCGGAAAUGGUACGCGAAGCGGCAGUCGAAGCGCCAGCCGCGCCGUGAAUCCAUGUCCGAUCAAAGGGAUCCUGCUACCCAAGGCUUGCUCAUCCAGCCCGAUCAAUUGGAGGCUCCGAUGGGUACUCUCGCCGAAGAAGAGCCCAUGGUGACGCAGCCGCCGACCGAGACGGAAGAUACGCACUUUGAUCUCUUUUUCCUCCGUUGGAGCUUGGUGGCUGAUGGCUUGUUGACUUCUUGCACCGCGCUGGCGACCAAGAAGUGGCAUAUCUAUCUGGCUGCGGCCAUGCUUCCGUUUGCCAGCGGUACUGCGCCGGCGGCAAAGGGGGUGAUGACGGAGAUGUGCUCGCCUGAACAAAGGGCUGAUGCGUUGAAUGCGUUGACGCUGGUUGAGAACAUUGGCAGGUUGGCGACGCAGGGCUUCUUUGGGUUUGUCUUUGCUGCGUUGGCAGAAGCCGGGAAGCCCCAUUUGACGUUUUAUUGCAAUGCGAUUCUUGCAAUGAUCGCUGCUAGUGUCCUGAUCUUCUCCCGCUUCCCGCCGAAUGGGAGUGAGUUGAUCGAAGCAGACGAUGCAGAAGAGCACGUCAACGGAAGCAAUUCAAGCGAAUGAUCGGAUUGCAGGGGACAGCUUUCAUGUCAGGAUUCUGGAAAAGUUUUGCAUUUUAGGAUACCACUUUGGCG
Molecule: messenger RNA, 1883 nt
Organism: Neurospora tetraspora
Lineage: Eukaryota; Fungi; Ascomycota; Sordariomycetes; Sordariales; Sordariaceae
Product: major facilitator superfamily domain-containing protein
Exons: 2
Coding region: 34-1812 (592 amino acids)
Biological process (GO): transmembrane transport
Cellular component (GO): membrane
Molecular function (GO): transmembrane transporter activity
Source: RefSeq, a predicted model, not a curated record